Molecule: messenger RNA, 2215 nt
Organism: Chlorocebus sabaeus (green monkey)
Lineage: Eukaryota; Metazoa; Chordata; Mammalia; Primates; Cercopithecidae
Source: RefSeq, a predicted model, not a curated record
AUGCCCAGCCCUAUUUUUUUUCUUAAUCUACUUCACAUAAAAGUUUUUGCUUCCCCUACUCCGGACGAUGCCACCGAGGCGGCGGCGCACUCUGGAGGUCUGAAGCCGCUACUGGCUGCCACGGGCCAGUGGCUUGAUGAGUUGGGCAGCCGCCCCCGGCUCGGGGCUGUGAGCGGCUCGGGGCCAGGGGUGGGCGGCGGGGCGGCACGGCCGCCUGGGCGGGCUGGGGCCGCCUCCCUCCCGGAGGCCCCACCGUCCCUGGAGCUGCAGUUGACGGCCGCGGGGCCCAGCGUGAGCCUCGACCUGAGUGAGGACGAGGUGUGCCGGCUGAUCGGUCUUGAUGCAGAACUUUCUUAUGUGAGAAAUGACCUUGUUAGUCACUACGCUCUAUCUUUUAAUCUGUUAGUACCCAGUGAGACAAACGUCCUGCACUUCACCUGGCAUGCGAAGUCCAAGGCUUAAUACAAGCUGGGAUUCCAAGCGGACAAUGUGUUGGCAAUGGACAUGCCCCAGGUCAAUAUUUCCGUUCCCGGGGAAGUUCCACGCAUUUUAUCAGUGUUUUGGGUAGGGCUUUCCUGUACUGGCGAAGUAGAUUCUGAAGUUAUGAUACUAAUGCAACUCAACUUGACAAAUUCUUCAAAGAAUUUUACCAUCUUAAAUUUUAAACCAAGGAAAAUGUGCACUAAAAAUGGUCCUGUACAUGCAAUUACAACCACUUCUACACGUGUGUUUUAUAUUACAGUACGGGUUUGUUGUGCAGUAAUAUUUCUCGUAGCAAUAAUAUUAGCUGUUUUGCACCUUCAUAGUAUGAAAAGGGUUGAACUGGAUGACAGCAUUAAUGCCAGCAGUAGUUCCCAAGGGCUGUCUCAGCCAUCCACCCAGACGACCCAGUAUCUGAGGGCUGACACACCCAACAGUGCGACUCCUAUCACCAGCUCCUCAGGUUAUCCUACCUUGCGGACAGAGAAGAACGACUUGAGAAGUGUCACUCUUUUGGAGGCCAAAGCCAAGGUGAAGGAUACAGCAAUAUCCAGGGAGAGGAUAGCUCUAAAAGAUGUACUCCAAGAAGGUACUUUUGGGCAUAUUUUCCAUGAGAUUUUAAUAGAUGGAAAAGAUCCAAAUAAAGAAAAACAAGCAUUUCUCACAACAGUUAAAGAUCAAGCUUCUGAAAUUCAGGUAACAAUCAUGCUCACUGAAAGUGAUAAGCUGCGAGGUCUUCAACACAGGAAUCUUCUUCCUAUUACUCAUGUGUAUAUAGGAGAAGGAGAAAAGCCCAUGGUGAUAUUGCCUUACAUGAAUUGGGGGAAUCUUAACUUGUUUUUACAGCAGUGCAAGUUAGUAGAGGCCAAUAAGCCACAGGCAAUUUCUCAACAAGAUCUGGUACCCAUGGCUAUUCAGACUGCCUGUGGAAUGAGCUACCUGGCCAGAAGGGAAGUCAUCCACAAAGACCGGGCUGCUAGGAACUGUGUCACUGAUGACACACUUCAAGUUAAGAUCACAGACAAUGCCCUCUCCAGAGACUGGUUCUCCAUGGACUAUCACUGUUUGGGGGACAAUGAAAACAGGCCAGUUCGUUGGAUGGCUCUUGAAAGUCUGGUUAAUAAUGAGUUGUCUAGCACUAGUGAUGUGUGGGCCUUUGGAGUGAUGCUGUGGGAACUCACGACUCUGGGCCAGAUGGCCUACGUGGACACUGACCCCUUCGAGAUGGCCGCAUACCUGAAAGAUGGUUACCGAAUAACCCAGCCAAUCAACUGUCCUGAUGAACCAUUUGCUGUGAUGGCCUGUUGCUGGGCCUUAGAUCCGGGGGAGAGGCCCAAGUUUCAGCAGCUGGUACAGUGUCUCAGAGAGUUUCAUGCAGCCCGGGGGGCCUACGUCUAACUCCUCUCUCGCACCCACAGCAUCAGGAGGAAGCUGCCUGUCGGAGCUCACUUGAGGCCUGUCAUGGCUGCUUCGUGUCUAACACAAUGACAACAGAAGUACAUUUGUCUUCCAGAACACUGUGCCUUAGGAAUGCUGUAGAAUCUGAACUUUUUAAAACAGACUUAAUAAUGUGGCAUAUUUUCUAGAUAUCACUUUUAUUAGGUUGAAGUGAAAGGGUUUUUGUGAAUUUUUUGGCCAAAAUUUUUUAAAACAUAGUUACCUUGGACUAGGGGUACACUGUUACAAAAUAAACAGUUUUUAAAAUUGUUCAGACACAGAUAUUUGGAAUUAGCUA